Messenger RNA from Nannizzia gypsea CBS 118893, 1242 nucleotides. RefSeq names its product integral membrane protein. The record is from RefSeq and is a predicted model, not a curated record. Lineage: Eukaryota; Fungi; Ascomycota; Eurotiomycetes; Onygenales; Arthrodermataceae. Bases 1 to 1242 code for a protein of 413 amino acids. The transcript has 5 exons.
AUGCCAGUCUUCAGCCACUACGGGGAUGUCGAAGACAUUUCUGACCGCCUGGCGAUUCCAGCUCUGGUAUUCUCCAUUAUCACGCCACUGUUUGUUAUAGCGAGGGUUGCUACUCGGCGGUACUAUUCAAAGAGCCUCGGGCCCGAUGACUGGACAAUAUUGGCAUCUCUGGUGUUUGCGGAGACCAUUUCGAUUCAGAUGAUUAUCAUUUGUGGGUGGGCAUUUGGCAAACAUAAAGACGACAUACCCCCAGAGUUGCUUGCAAAGUCCUUAAAGUUGUACUAUUUCGCACAGAUAUUCUACAAGAUAACCAGCGCCUUGACGAAGAUUAGCGUUUUGCUUCUCUAUCUCCAGGUAUUCAUCUCUCCGUGGUUUAAAACCACAUGCUGGGUAGGAAUCGCAAUUAUUGUUGCAUUUACCACUGGAACCGUGGUUUCGAGUAUCUUCCAGUGCAACCCAGUUCCCUAUGCGUUUGACAAGAAGACUCCAGGAGGUGGAAAAUGCAUAAACGUGGGUGCGUUUUGGUUCGCAAACGCGGCUUUCAUCAUUGCAACGGAUGUUUUUAUCAUCCUGCUUCCUAUCCCGGUUAUACUUCGGCUACAACUGCCGGACAGGAGCAAAGUGGCUCUCUGUGGAGUGUUUGCUGUCGGGUUAUUUGUCUGCGUAACGUCGGUCCUACGCAUCACAACCAUCGACAUUGCUACUUCCCGCUCUGAUACGCCCUGGACCAACAUAAACUCCUCAGUAUGGACAGUCAUCGAGUAUAACCUUGCGAUCAUCUGUUCAUGCAUGCCGCCGCUCUGGAGGCCGAUAUCGAUACUCAUUCCUAGUUUUCUGGAACGAUUCGUCAACAACUGCUCUUGGUCAGGCAAGAACAAAAGCAGCCAUGCCCACAGCAGCGGGCCUUCGAUCAUCAAUGCGGCCAUGAGGGCAGAACAAUCAGACUUGUACUUUGGCAGGGCAUGGUCCCCAUUGCCGUCAAAUGCCCAGCCCCUAAACAGAUCCAGGUCACGGCAUCCUAGUACAUCCGCAAGUAUAGGAAUCGGGAAGCUGGAACUGGAUUUAGAGUCGCAGGAGAGGGUCGAUUCCAUGGUCGAUAAAGACAGUGAUUCAGAAAAGCACGGUAUCCGAAUGACCACCCAUGUUGUGGUCAAGUACGAUGAAGCCAGUGAACAGGGAGAAUCCUCGGACCAGCGGUCGUCAGAUAUAGAACUAAGGCAUGUGGAAAUUGGUACCCGGUAG